AUGUUCUCCGCUCGAUGCCAAGAACGUGGAGCACAAGAACAAGAACAGGCGAAGUAUUACGCUUACUGCAGAACCACCAGGCGGCAACAACCGUCAGUCCACUAUUACAAGUUCACGGCGCAGUUGUCCAGCGUGGGGGCAGAAAUUGGCACAGCACGAGGCCAACCGCCCAGCAGCCCGGUGGAGAGAAUGGCCAACAUUAGAAGCAGGCAAGAGUUUGGAUCCUUCUAUAGCGCUGCGGGUGCAUAUUCUUACGAUAUCGUCAAAAGCCCUGUUCGGGACAAGGUUUAG
Clonostachys rhizophaga is the source of this 291-nucleotide messenger RNA. The record is from the annotation of a GenBank genome assembly. Lineage: Eukaryota; Fungi; Ascomycota; Sordariomycetes; Hypocreales; Bionectriaceae.